CGACGACUCGGUCUCCUCGUCUCGGGCGGGUCGAGAGUUCAUCUCAACCGUGACGGCCUUAACGACACGAAUGACUUAUUGUUCGAGUCGACCCACGCCUCGAGAGACCUCGCUCGAGUGUCUCGAGGCGUCGAGGAUUUGCGGUCGUGUAGUUUCAUGUCUUGUUCAGUCCUGCCUCCGGCAACCAGGUCGUCUCGUCGGCCAAUCCCGUCGAUUCGCCUGUUCGUCAUUCCCGCCAGUUGUCACGGCAACCGACAAGCGACAAGCACCAAUUCCUUCGACAGUGUCAUCAAUCAUCAGAUCAGCCGGGCAACCCGCAUAGCGAAGAGCCACAAGAGGAAGUGCCCUAACAUCCUCACAGCCCCACACACAACCACACACAAUCACACACCAGUUCACACAGACGCACAGAUACCAGCACCAGACAGCCGGUGGAGUGAUGCUGUGACGUCGACCGACCGGAACAAGGGCUUGUGGCUUACCGAAAGCCUCUCGCUAUUGUGCAGCCUCAUUACGCCACAGGCCAGUGUCUGUCUGUAUGUAUGUCUGUCUGUAUGUAUGUCUGUCCGUGUCUGUGAUGAUGACGGUACCAUCAGUGGGGGCUUCGCUGAGACCGAUUCCGUGACUGAUGGCCACAACUAUUACGAGGCUGCUACUGCUGCUGCUGCUGCUGUUGCUGUUACUCCUACUAAUGCUAAUGAGGAGGAGAAAGACGACGACGACUAA
This is a messenger RNA of Protopolystoma xenopodis, 726 nucleotides long. The record is from the annotation of a GenBank genome assembly. Lineage: Eukaryota; Metazoa; Platyhelminthes; Monogenea; Polystomatidea; Polystomatidae.